AUGUCGGAGAAUAAGGUGCAUUUUUGGCACAUUUUGCUUUAUUACUUCAAGAAAGGCAAGCGAGCUGCGGAGGCCCACCGAAAGAUGUGCGGCGUAUACGGGGACGAUGCCUUAACAGAACAUGCCGCUCAGAAAUGGUUUGCCAAAUUUCGUUCCGGAGAUACGAGUCUUGAAGAUGGAUCCCGCAGCGGUCGGCUCACCGAGGUUGAUUCGAAUGAUAUAAAGGCACUGGUUGAGCAAAACCGGACGCUAAAGAUGCGAGAGAUUGCGGAGACACUUAAAAUAGGUUGGAACCCGGCACGAAAGCGACCCGUUUCUCAAACGAAAGUGACUGGCGACGAAAAGUGGAUCAUCUACGACAACAUAGUGUGCAAGAGAUCGUGGGGAACCGCUGGCGAGCCGCCGAAUGCAACCCCGAAGGCCGGCCUGCAUCCGAAGAAGAUUUUGCUAUCCAUAUGGUGGGAUCAUCGUGGUAUGCUGUUUUACGAGCUGCUUCCUCAGGGAAAAACGAUCGAUUCGAAGGUUUACUGCAGCUAA
Molecule: messenger RNA, 537 nt
Organism: Trachymyrmex cornetzi
Lineage: Eukaryota; Metazoa; Arthropoda; Insecta; Hymenoptera; Formicidae
Product: histone-lysine N-methyltransferase SETMAR-like
Exons: 2
Coding region: 1-537 (178 amino acids)
Biological process (GO): mitotic DNA integrity checkpoint signaling; DNA integration; DNA double-strand break processing
Cellular component (GO): site of double-strand break; nucleus; condensed chromosome
Molecular function (GO): single-stranded DNA endonuclease activity; double-stranded DNA binding; single-stranded DNA binding
Source: RefSeq, a predicted model, not a curated record